UUUAUUUUAUUAGUGCUUUUCACACGCUUCGCUUUCCCUCUCUCUCUGCCAAGGGUUUAUGCGAGCUCGUCAUGGCUGAUACCAGGAGAUACGCCCCCAAUCAGCAUCUAGACCUUGCCCAGAUAUUGCAAGAAGCAAAGAACCGUUGGCUUCGUCCAGCUGAAAUUUGUGAAAUACUUCGCAACUAUCGGCAUUUUGAAUUGACCACAGAUCCGCCCGUCAGGCCUCCAGCUGGUUCUUUGUACCUGUUUGAUCGAAAAGCACUUCGAUAUUUUCGUAAAGAUGGUCAUCGCUGGAGGAAGAAAAAGGAUGGAAAGACAGUAAAAGAAGCCCAUGAAAAGUUGAAGGCUGGCAGUGUAGACGUACUUCAUUGUUACUAUGCCCAUGGGGAGGACAAUGCAAAUUUUCAACGGCGGAGUUAUUGGAUGCUUGACACGCAUUUACAGCACAUUGUUCUUGUGCAUUACAGAAAUGUGGAAGAGGCAAACUCAGCUGCCCGUAUGGUUCAAACAUCCUUUGGUUCAAGUCCACUUCAAACAUCCUUUGCUUCAAGUCCAGUUCAUACAUCCUUUGCUUCAAGUCCAAACAGAGUUGAAUUGGGUGGACAAACAUUAUCGAAAGAAUUUGAGGAUGUGGAUUCUCGGAGAGAUGCAGGAACUUCAUCUGUUGAGCAACCGAUGUUUGGUUCCUUUUCUCAUAAUGCUUCUUUGCUUCCUCAACAAGUUGGAGGAUUUCCUGAGUCAUUCAGGGAUCCCUCUAGUACAUGGUAUGGUGGACCUAAAUUUGAUCAUGGUGCUGGAUUAUCUGCCUGGCAAGGAAUGGAUAGCUCAAUGAGAAAUGAGCACAUCAUGCAUGGCCAAAACCUUUUUGUUGAAGAACCUAACAGAGCUGACUUUAUAACUCUUAAGCUAACAGAUGCUAAAGUGGAUGCUCAUAGUGGAGUCAAAGAUGUAACUUGUGAAGAUAGGUUGACCACUAACAUAGAUGUCCAAAUUGUCUCAGCACCUUCUCAAAGAGAAGAUCAGGUGCCAAAGGAGCAUGACUUCAAUGUGCUUCAUCCUCAGGUUCAAGAUUAUUCUGAUCCUCAGAUUGUAGUAACUCCUUCCAACCAAGUUGAAGAGAAUAGAGAUUGUCGUGUGCGUAAUGAACCAGUGGAACUGAAGAAACUAGACAGCUUUGGGAGAUGGAUGGAUAAAGAAAUUGGUGUGGAUUGUGAUGAUUCCUUGAUGGCUUCCGACUCUGGUAAUUACUGGAGUACAUUUGAUGCUGAGAGUGGUGAUAAGGAAGUGUCCAGUUUAUCACACCAUAUGCAGUUGGAUAUAGAGUCACUGGGUCCUUCUCUUUCCCAAGAACAACUAUUUACUAUUUCUGAUUUUUCACCAGAUUGGGCUUAUUCAGGAACUGAAACAAAGGUUUUAAUAGUUGGCAGUUUUCUUGGAAGCAAGAAGGAUUGUGCUGAGACUAACUGGGGGUGCAUGUUUGGUGAAAUAGAAGUUUCUGCUGAAAUUCUAUCUAACAAUGCCAUUAGAUGUCAAACUCCUCUGCAUGCUCCUGGGCGUGUUCCAUUCUAUGUGACCUGCAGAAAUAGGUUAGCCUGCAGUGAAAUUAGGGAGUUUGAAUACCGUGAAAAACCCAUUGGAAUAGCCAUCAACAGGUUAAGAGAUGAUGAAUUACGCUUUCAGAUACGACUAGCAAAAUUGUUGAGCUUGGGCUCAGAGAGGAAGUGGUUGAUAUGUGCUGUUCCAGAUUGUGAUCAAUGCAAGCUCAAAAGUUCCAUAUUUUCAAUGAGAAGCAACAGUGAAAGUGAUUGGGAAACAAUUGAUGGGGCUUCUGUGGCAUGCGAAAGUGACCACUUGAGCCGUAGGGAUGUCUUGAUUCAGAAUUUGUUGAAGGAUAGACUCUGUGAAUGGCUAGUAUGUAAAAUUCACGAAGGAGGCAAAGGAACACAUGUUCUGGAUAAUGAAGGCCAAGGUGUUCUACAUUUGACAGGUGCUCUUGGUUACGAGUGGGCCAUAGGUCCCAUAAUUGCUGCAGGUGUCAGUCCCAAUUUCAGAGAUGCUCACGGAAGAACAGGGCUUCACUGGGCAUCAUAUUUUGGAAGAGAGGAAACUGUCAUUGCGUUACUUCGAUUGGGUGCCGCUCCAGGAGCCGUCGAGGACCCAACAUCUGUGUUUCCUGGCGGACAAACUGCUGCUGAUCUAGCCUCGAGUAGAGGGCAUAAAGGGAUUGCUGGAUAUUUGGCAGAAGUGGAUUUAACCAGUCACCUGGAGUUGUUGACCAUGAAUGAGAAUAGAAUGAACAAUGUUACAGCAACUAUUGCAGCUGAGAAGGCCAAACAGACAGCAGAAGUUUCUGCAUCUGAUGUUGCAGUAGAUGAGCAACAUUUUCUCAAAAACCCUAUAGCAGCUGUUAGGAAAUCAGCUCAUGCGGCUGCUCUAAUUCAGGAGGCUUUCAGGGCUCGUUCAUUUCGUCAGAGACAGUUAACCAAGAGCAGAACAGAUAUUUCUGAAGUUCAGUCUCAGGACCUUGUUGCACGUCGUUCCUUGAAGAGAGUCCAGAAGUUCGCUCACUAUGAGGAUUAUCUGCAUGUCGCAGCAGCUCUGAAGAUCCAACAAAACUAUCGUGGAUGGAAGGGAAGAAAGGAUUAUCUGAAGAUUCGUGACCGUAUUGUUAAAAUUCAGGCUCAUGUGAGGGGACAUCAGGUUCGGAAGAAUUACAAAAAGGUUUUGUGGUCUGUUGGUAUACUUGAAAAGGUUAUACUGCGUUGGAGGCGAAAGGGAACUGGUUUGCGAGGAUUUCGGGUGGAAGGGCCUACUGAAGAUGCAUCUUCAGAGGUUAAGAAAAAUGAUGACUAUGAAUUUCUUAGUGUCGGUCGGAAGCAGAAAUUUGCUGGGGUUGAGAAAGCUCUCGCAAGGGUAAAGUCCAUGGCUCGUCAGCCUGAAGCGCGUGAACAAUACAUGAGGCUACUUUCAAACUUUGAGAAACUUGAGAUGGCGGACGGGGAGAACCAGGCCUCGAAUCAAAAUGAAAGUUCCGACGAAAAAGUUAUAGAUGAAGUUCUGCGUGCACUCAAUGAAGGUCAAUGAUCAACUUCCACCAUGUCAAGUAAUUGAAUGGAGUAAACCAAAGGCUGUAUGGCACUAUUUUUGUCGCCCUACCCGUAAUAUUUUCGCCUGUAUUUAACGGCCGUCGUGGUUUUUUUACCGGGGAAAUUUUGUCAAUUGCAGGAAGGAUGGGAGAAAUGGGAAAAAGCAUAAUUGUAUAUGGCACAGAUUUCCUUUUUCCUUGCUUAACCAGUAGUCAAGUUUGAUCUGACCUAGUUUUCUAGGGUUUUUAUGAAACGUGGGCAGCUGAUGGUCAAAAUUUCAGAGUAGUUGACAGGUUUAAAGUUUACCAAUGGUGCUAUAUUUUACAGUUACCAUGGGUUUGUUUUCCAUAAAUUAUCGUAAAAUUACAACCCAUUUGGUGCCGUAUAGUUUACACUAA
Malus domestica (apple) is the source of this 3486-nucleotide messenger RNA. Its product is annotated as calmodulin-binding transcription activator 3-like. Gene Ontology annotation, molecular function: protein binding; double-stranded DNA binding; transcription coregulator activity. Lineage: Eukaryota; Viridiplantae; Streptophyta; Magnoliopsida; Rosales; Rosaceae. Gene Ontology annotation, biological process: regulation of transcription by RNA polymerase II. The record is from RefSeq and is a predicted model, not a curated record. Gene Ontology annotation, cellular component: nucleus.